AUGGCAGGGAACCUGAAGAAAGGCGGGGGGCUCAUCGGGAUGAUGAAGGAUGCCUUCCAGCCACACCAUCACCACCUCCACUCCCAUCACCAGCCCGGGGCCGUGGACAAAAAGACGGUGGAGAAAUGCUGGAAACUAAUGGACAAGGUGGUGCGCCUGUGCCAAAACCCCAAAUUGGCUCUGAAGAACAGCCCCCCUUACAUCCUGGACCUGCUGCCAGACACCUACCAGCACCUGCGCACCAUCUUGUCUCGCUACGAGGGCAAAAUGGAGACUCUUGGGGACAACGAGUAUUUCCGGGUGUUUAUGGAGAACCUAACCAAGAAGACCAAGCAGACCAUCAGCUUGUUUAAGGAGGGCAAGGAACGCAUGUACGAGGAGAACUUGCAACCCAGGCGGAACCUCACCAAGCUGUCGUUGAUCUUCAGCCACAUGCUGGCUGAGCUGAAGGCCAUCUUCCCCAAUGGUCUGUUUCAGGGUGACAACUUCCGCAUCACCAAAGCAGACGCUGCAGAGUUCUGGAGGCACGCCUUCGGAGACAAGACUAUUGUGCCUUGGAAGAUUUUCCGUCAGUCUCUCCAUGAGUUUCAUCCCAUCAGCUCUGGGCUGGAGGCCAUGGCCCUCAAGUCCACCAUAGACCUCACCUGCAAUGACUACAUCUCCGUCUUUGAGUUUGACAUUUUCACCAGGCUAUUCCAGCCUUGGUCAUCCCUGCUGCGGAACUGGAACAGCUUGGCAGUUACUCACCCCGGGUACAUGGCCUUCCUCACCUACGACGAGGUCAAAGCGAGGCUGCAGAAGUUCAUACACAAGCAUGGCAGUUACAUCUUCCGGCUGAGCUGUACGCGGCUGGGCCAGUGGGCCAUCGGCUACGUGACAGCAGAUGGAAACAUACUCCAGACCAUUCCUCAUAAUAAACCCCUCUUCCAGGCUCUCAUAGACGGCUUCAGGGAAGGAUUCUAUUUAUUCCCUGAUGGCCGGACCCAAAACCCAGAUCUGACGGGACUGUGUGAGCCUUCACCUCAAGACCACAUCAAAGUCACACAGGAGCAAUAUGAGCUGUACUGUGAGAUGGGCUCUACUUUCCAGCUGUGUAAGAUCUGUGCCGAGAACGACAAGGAUGUGAAGAUUGAGCCCUGCGGUCAUCUCAUGUGCACCUUCUGUCUCACUGCCUGGCAGGAGUCGGAGGGUCAGGGAACGGGAUGUCCCUUCUGUCGCUGUGAGAUUAAGGGUACAGAGCCCAUUGUUGUGGAUCCUUUCGACCCCAAGGACAACAGCGGGAACUCCUGCAGGGGCAUGUUUGGGGCCGAGGGCGCUCCAUCACCCAGCUAUGACGAUGAUGAUGACGACAGACUUGAAGACCCGCACCUCAUGAUGAGCAAACUUGCCUGUUCAAAGGUGGAGCGCCCCCCGUCACCUAUGUCCAUGGCUCCUCAGUCCUCUCUUCCCCCUGUGCCGCCCAGACUAGACCUUCUACCACACAGACCUCCCAACCCCCCUGGUGCCUCCAGCCCUGGGGUCACCAGUAAGGCAGCAUCUCACCACAAAGACAAGCCUCUUCCCCUCCCGCCAGCGCUGAGAGAUCUCCCCCCUCCUCCUCCAGACCGCCCCCACACAGCCGGGGCAGUCCCCGAUGGACGGCUGCAGAGGCGGCCCUUACCCUGCACUCCCGGGGAGCCACCUCGAGAUAAGCUCCCUCCUGCACCCCCAAACCGACCCCAAACUGACUGGAACUCCCGGCCUGUUCCCAAGGCCCCCAGCUCCUCAUCCUCGUCCUCCUCCUCAUCUUCCUCAUCUUCCUCAUCCACCCAUGUCUCCAGUCUGGGAGUGGACAUUCGAGCAGGUGUCAGGGAACUCUCCAACCGACACUCCCUCCCCUUGGCGCUGCCCUCCGCUCUGGACACACGCUCAGACUCGCAGAAGAACAACAGCUCCCUCAGUCUGGACCACCAGCUGAAUUUUGUUGCCAUAGCCGGUCAAGAUUAUGACAACCCCAAAGUCAAGCCCUCGGCCUCAGCCAACGCCAUCUAUUCACUGGCUAUCAGACCUUCUCCAGCCCAGAGGCCAGUGACGGGAGAGGAGGCACGUGACAGUGAGGAGGAGUCGGAGUACAUGAUCCCCUCCUCUCGCCCCGUCCUGCCCCCCGUCACGGCACCACCUGUAGCGGAGACCCCACCUGUCCCGAGGCCUCCACAGCCUCAGCCUCUGUCAGCACUCCAGACCCAAGCGGCCGCACUCAACUCACGGCUGCCACUGGCUGAGCUAGAGGACGGACCUCAAAUGUAUGAAGCCAUGUACGACAUCCAGGCCAGGUCGCAAGAAGCCAGAGAUUCAGAUUAUUCAGAGUUGCCCCCUCUGGCGAUGACAAACGGUCCCAGAGAGGCCGAGGACAGGGAAGGGGAGGAGAACCACUACGACUUCCCAAAAUCCCGGCUGCCAAUGCCCACGGCCCGACGGACCCUUUCAGAACUAGGGGGGUCGUCUUCCUCCUCUUCAUCUUCCUCAUCAUGCUCAUCCUCCACAGCUGCUUUCAGCCGCCUUUCCCUGGAUUCGGACGCUGGAGCUGCAGCGCCCUUCUCGGAGCCGGUGGAAGCACCAGAGAGACCUCCGAAGCCCCUGCCCAGGCGAAUCAACUCGGAGCGUCGAUCCAGCCCCGUCCCGCCCGUCCCUGCUCCACCCAGUAGUGGGGCAACAGGAGGAGAAGCCAACCCUCAAAUCAGUAGCGAGAUCGAGCACCUCAUGAGUCAGGGAUACUCUUACCAGGACAUCCAGAAAGCACUGAUGAUUGCACAGAACAAUAUCGAAAUGGCUAAGAAUAUCCUACGCGAGUUUGUCUCCAUUCCCUCCACCGCACACGUUCUUACAUAGCACGCUCCUUGUGCCUCUCUCUCGUGUUUGCUCUCUCGCCCUAGCUUGGCCCGGCCUGGUUGGGUUUAGGUUGGCACAGCCCAAAACCCAUUGCCUGCAGCACUACCUCUGGUGCUGGCUGACGCCCGACAUCCCUGUGGAUUUUUUUUAACUGGCUGUUACUCCAGAGAGCUCCCAGCGUCUCUGGGACUCCGCGCCAUGCACUCCAUGCGCUUUCAAUAGUGUCUGGCCUUCUUUAAACUGCUACAGCAGGCCUCUUCGUUAUCUCGGGACAUCUCCGCGGGAGUGACCAAGCGCGUGUGGAACAAUGACGGGACGCCACAUGGCGCGAGACUUUUCGUAGGAAGCCCGACAAAGACAGAUUCUUAUCUUUCAUGUUGAAGCCUCUUGCUGAAAAUGUAACCAACACCUCACAAAUAAAACUAAAAAUGUAUGUCUAUAUGAAAAUUUAAUAUAUGAGUAAAUAUAUAUUAAAUGUGUGUAAUAUAUACAGUACGUGCAUAUACAGUAUGUAAAAAUGACUUCAGCUUUGAGGGUCGCUGUUGGUACAACAAUGUGGGUAGACGGGGACCAGAUUUGGCUCUUUCUCUCGGACUGAGGGAUGUGAGAGUGUGGAGACAUACAUGUGAGGAAGAGGAAGCGUCUAAGGUGUCUUCCUCACCAGGAUGUGUUCAGUCAGCAGCUUAGAAGACGUGCAGCAGAGCUUUUUCGUUAUGAAUUCAGUCUGUUAUGGCCUUUGAUUAACAACGUUGCUUUGGUACUUUUUUCUUUUUUUCAGAAAAACAUGCUUGUUUGUCGUGUUGUAUUUCUCAAAGUAGCAUGACGAUGGUUUCAGGUCUGGACUGUAGUCUGGCAGUGUGUUUUUAUAUAUGUGAGUUUGUGUAUGUUGAGCAUGUAUGUAUGUGUAUGUGUGCGUGUGUGUGUCUGCCAGACUUACUCCUCAUGACCUGCUCUUAAAUGAACCCCCCUGUUCCUGUACAACGUGAAUGUGGAAUUGCAGUCCGUAUGCUCAGACCCGUGCUCUGUAAACGUUCUACUGCUCUAACUCUUAUGGCAGGGCCUCGUGUAGCUGUACAGCCUGGCGGAGAGAUUCUUAGAGGACGUGCUAAUGUCGACGACCCUGCAGUACCAGACGGGCUAGUGUUGUGUGAUCCGUGGUGGCUGAAACGUUUUUGUUCCGUCUUCGUCUAACUUCAUGGGCCGGCUGGUUAGAACGUCUCCAGCGCAGUCCAGUGUUGUGAAACAAACAAACAAAAAAAAUGUCAUUGAUUUAAUUUGGUAAUAUGUAUUUGUAAUAUGAUCAUAAAUAUUGUUGUUAUAAUUCAUUCAGAAGUGCUUCACUGCUGCUACUAUUGUUAGUGCUAAACAAUUAAGCCUUAAAUGUACAUUUGUGAAUAUUGUGUUUAACCGUCAUCCUGUUUCUUUAAAGUGACAGUAUCAUCCGGUUUUCUCUGGUCCGUAAUGUAGCAUACUUGAAAGUACAAGUGGCUUGUGAGCCUGCAAGCCCUCUCAAGCUGUCAACUCUGCAGUGUUUUAAACCUCUUUUCUUUUUAUAUAUAUAUAUAUAUAUAUAUAUUCAUUAAUUCUCUACAGGUAGACUCUGUAGUAAAACAAACAAUAGAAACCACCCAUUUUGUAAUAGAUAUCAGGCUUCUCUUUCACAUCCAUUUCCUUUCUCUGGGAGUUCAACUGCACUGAAAGGAAGUGAUUUCUGAGGCUUAAAAAAAACAACUAAUAGGCUCACGGGUUUGCUGGCUCACCCCCAAGUCUACAUUUAAAUCAGUAUUUGGGCCAACUGUAAGAACUAACUCAGGAAUAAUGUUUAUCUAAAGUGGCGUUCACCCGACUCAUUGGCAUAGACAGCAGCUCACCUGCCGUCUCUUCAUCCAGGUGACGUGUAGCCAAAAGUAUCCGCUUAAUGAAGUCACACAAGUAGCCUAAUACUCUUCUUCUUUUCUUUCUUUUUUGGGCACACUAACUUGCACAUUUUUUGUAUUAUUUCCAAUGUUGGCAGGACUAGAAACAGCAGCUUAAUUUCCAGGUACUAUGAAUGAAUAAGAUAAAUAAAUGCAAGGAGCUUUUAGGUACAUUGACUUGAACCUCUCAUCAUAUGAAGAAGAAUGUUUUUUGGGGGGUGGGUGUAAAUCAUGUCAAUAGCUAAUCAGUCCUUGCUUAUUCUGGGUAAUGCUGUCUGUUGACAGGAAGCUAUCUCUGCGCUGUCUGGCCAUCCUCUCGAUCUUUUAUUUUUUUCAGUUCCUAGUUGCCUUGAGAAACUUCUUGAAUGAUGGGUAAUGGGCGGGGAGGUCCCCAAUCCUCAAUACUGUACCAAUGUGUUGUUGAUGCUUCGAGGAUAGCGCGUCAUCGUCAUUUACCCUUUUUUUUGUUCGCACAGUAUACCAAUUUGUGCUUUGAUACUGUCACUCUAAAGAAAAAAGCUACUUGUAUAAAGUUAGUGAUAUGAAAAGAAAAAAAAAUGGCUGUUCCAUUUUCAGUUUGCAUUCCUGUACAUGUAUUUUGUUCCAAAGGUUUUGUUUACUUAUGUGAAUGAUUCUGUGAGCAGUGCCAUAUGUUUUGAGAUCCUCACCAGGUUUAGAGUAAAGCCUCGUGUCUGAAGAGUCUGGUAUUGAUCUGUACCUGUUGAUCUCAGAAGGCUGGAUUGUGCAGUGUUGCUUGUGUUACUCUGUCCUCUCUGCCUUGUCAGCCUCUUCUAUGAGCACAAGUGCUGAUCUGUGAAAUGUCUCCUUUUGUUUGUCUUUCUUACCUGAAAGAUAAACCAAGUGCCAGAUCAGUACUCCGCCUCAGAGGUGCUCCAUGCUUACCGGCCACCCUGUUACCCUCGGUCCCUGUGUUGGGGUACUUCAACUUUCUGCCAGAAGAGGGAGCCGUUGUUCCAUGUAGCCGUGUCGCUUCUCAUCAGUAAAAGGCAUUCAUUAACUUUUUGAUGGUUUUUAAAGCUCAUAUCACUUUGGAAGUAUGCACAGUGCUGUUAAUAAAAUGAUAAGCGAAAGCC
Messenger RNA from Cottoperca gobio, 5878 nucleotides. RefSeq names its product Cbl proto-oncogene, E3 ubiquitin protein ligase (gene cbl). The coding region runs from base 1 to 2868 and encodes 955 amino acids. Gene Ontology annotation, molecular function: receptor tyrosine kinase binding; ubiquitin protein ligase activity; phosphotyrosine residue binding. Gene Ontology annotation, biological process: negative regulation of epidermal growth factor-activated receptor activity; cell surface receptor signaling pathway. The transcript is spliced from 16 exons. Gene Ontology annotation, cellular component: plasma membrane; membrane raft. NCBI's taxonomy places the organism in Eukaryota, Metazoa, Chordata, Actinopteri, Perciformes, Bovichtidae. The record is from RefSeq and is a predicted model, not a curated record.